Messenger RNA from Syngnathus acus (greater pipefish), 2148 nucleotides. RefSeq names its product vitamin D 25-hydroxylase (gene cyp2r1). Gene Ontology annotation, cellular component: intracellular membrane-bounded organelle; cytoplasm. Lineage: Eukaryota; Metazoa; Chordata; Actinopteri; Syngnathiformes; Syngnathidae. Gene Ontology annotation, biological process: xenobiotic metabolic process. Bases 105 to 1649 code for a protein of 514 amino acids. The transcript is spliced from 5 exons. The record is from RefSeq and is a predicted model, not a curated record. Gene Ontology annotation, molecular function: iron ion binding; heme binding; oxidoreductase activity, acting on paired donors, with incorporation or reduction of molecular oxygen, reduced flavin or flavoprotein as one donor, and incorporation of one atom of oxygen.
GAUGAUACAUUUGUUCUCCAGAGCCUCGGCGAGCAGUCCAAGUCCGAGGGGGUCGGCGAGCUGCGCACGGAGCAGGAGUACAGCACAUAUUCGGCCGGGCAAAUAUGGUCUCAACUACCUCGCCGUCUCUGGCGCACAUGUCCCGCGCGCAAGUUCUGCUGGUGGCGUGCGGCGUCAGCUUAGCCUUCCUCGCCGUGCUGCUCCUCCGUCAGCUCAUCAAGCAGAGGAGACCCCCGGGAUUCCCCCCCGGGCCUUCCCCCAUCCCUGUCAUAGGGAACAUUAUGUCUCUGGUCACCGAGCCGCACGUUUUCCUCAAGAAGCAGAGUGAAGUUCACGGACAGAUUUUCAGUCUGGACCUCGGAGGCAUAUUGACUGUGGUGCUGAAUGGCUACGACUGUCUCAGGGAAUGCCUUUACCAUCAGAGUGAGGUCUUUGCUGACCGGCCAUCCUUGCCUCUCUUCAAGAAAAUGACCAAAAUGGGUGGUCUUCUCAAUUGCAAAUAUGGCAAAAGCUGGAUCGAACACCGCAAACUGGCGUGCAAUUCGUUCAGGUACUUCGGAAGUAAUCAGAGGCUCUUUGAGAGGAAGAUCUCGGAGGAGUGCAUGUUCUUCGUGGACGCCAUCGACGAGCACAAAGGCAAAGCCUUCAAUCCCAAACACCUGGUGACCAACGCCGUGUCCAACAUCACCAACCUGAUCAUAUUCGGCCAGCGCUUCACCUACGAUGACAGCAACUUUCAGCACAUGAUCGAAAUCUUUAGCGAGAACGUGGAACUGGCGGUGAGCAGCUGGGCCUUCCUCUACAACGCCUUCCCUUGGAUCGAGUAUGUGCCCUUCGGGAAGCACCAGAAGCUCUUCCGCAAUGCCGCCGAGGUCUACGACUUCCUACAACAGGUCAUUGAGAGCUUUUCCCAAGGCCGGGUGCCACAUAUACCUCGGCACUACGUCGACGCCUACUUGGAUGAGUUGGAGCAGAAUGUGGGCAACCCUGGUUCGUCAUUCUCCUAUGAGAACCUCAUCUACUCAGUGGGGGAGCUAAUCAUCGCGGGCACCGAGACCACCACCAAUACCCUGCGCUGGGCCAUGCUUUACAUGGCCCUGUACCCCAACAUACAAGAGAGGGUGCACAGGGAGAUUGACAGUGUGUUGCCAAACGGGCGGGCGCCCUCUUUAGAGGACAAACAGAAGAUGCCCUUUGUGGAAGCUGUCCUGCAUGAGAUCCUGCGUUUCUGCAACAUCGUCCCCCUGGGCAUUUUCCGCGCCACGUCACAGGAGGCCCACGUCAAUGGCUACACCAUUCCCAAAGGCACCAUGGUGAUCACCAACCUGUAUUCCGUGCACUUUGAUGAGAAGUACUGGACGGAUCCGGGCGUGUUCUCACCACAGAGGUUCCUGGACAGCAAUGGUAACUUCGUGAGACGUGAAGCCUUCCUGCCAUUCUCGCUGGGGAGGCGUCAAUGUCUUGGUGAGCAACUGGCCAGGAUGGAAAUGUUUCUCUUUUUUACCACUUUGCUCCAGAGAUUCCACCUUCAGUUCCCACCAGGAAGCAUUCCCACAGUAGCGCCCAAACUGGGCAUGACCUUGCAACCCAAGCCUUACUCCAUCUGCGCCAUCCGCAGGCAGCACAAAGACACUCCUUAUCACAAUUAGGCAUCAACCACUCAAGUUCCUGUUCAACUAGAUUGGAUUUUCAUAUAGCGAUCGACUCCGCAAAAUAUAGGUGCUUAAGAAAGCCACCCAGAAUUGUAGUGGUGCAUCUUUUGGGAACUCCCACUUGUGGACGCGUGAUCAUCCAUGUAAUUGGGCAAUAUGCGUAUUUGCACAAUAGGCACAAAGCUGUGCAAUGCAGACUUUCGAGACAGAUGUACAUUAUCGAUCGAGUUCUGCGUAGCGAAGGACACGAAAUGUCUCUGAACCUCGGCGAGCCGGGAAUGUGUUAGGUAUACGUCAAUGAUUGAUACUAAGUACACUGGUGCUGGUUCACAGUCAGGUCAGACAAAUGACUCCUGUCAUUUGGAGCUGCGGGCACAACCGAGACUUUCCAAGAACAUUCGCACGCUUAGGCUGGACAUGGGCUGGCUUUACAUCAUCUGAACUGAGUUUGACACCACCUCCUGGGAGAGUGCUUUUGGGAAAAGCUUUCUCCUGG